CUGUAAACAUUCAUCGAGAUGGCCAAAAAGGACACACUCCGAGCCCUCAACCCGACCGAAAAGCCCUUCAAGAAGCCGGGCAAACCGAGGAACUACGACCUCGGCAAUGGCGUCGUCCGUUUCUCCAGGACUAGGAUGUACCACAAGAAAGCCUUGUACAAGUUCAUGGGCAAGAAAGUGGCCCCAACCAAGAAGACGGUCAAGCCUCGCGUGAUCGAAAAGCCAAUCGGCGGCGAGAAAAACGGAGGCAAACGUUACGUUUUGGCCACACCACGUCCCAAGGCAUACGCUCCUGCCCGAGUUGUACGCAAGGGACCAAUGACCCAGAGCUUCCGCAACCACAAGAGGACUCUGAGGUCCACCCUGACACCCGGAACGGUGUGCAUCCUGUUGGCUGGUGUGCACAAAGGAAAGCGCGUCGUUUUGAUUAAACAACUUCACACUGGACUUCUCCUGGUUACCGGACCGUUCUCCAUCAAUGGUUGCCCCCUGAGGCGUAUCCACCAGAGGUACGUGAUCGGUACUCAGACCAAAAUUGACUUGAGUGAUGUCAAAGUCCCAGAAAACGUCAACGACAGUUUCUUCAAGAGGCAGAAGCUGAGGAAAGCCACCAAAAAGGGUGAUGAAAUUUUCAAAGUCAAAGCCCCCACCUACAAGCCAAGUGAAGAGAGGAAGAAGGUUCAAGAGGAAGUUGACAAACAAAUUUUAGCAGCAAUCAGGAAACAUGCUGACAAGAAGGUGCUCCUCGCUUACCUUUCUGCCAUGUGGGGUCUUAGAUCGUCGCAAUUCCCACACAGGCUCCAAUUCUAGACAUAAGACCGUGAUUUAUUGUAAAUUAUAAUGAAAAGGUUUAUAAUAAAUUAUGGAUAAAAUAAAGGUUUUUUUAUCCGUU
Messenger RNA from Aethina tumida (small hive beetle), 892 nucleotides. RefSeq names its product 60S ribosomal protein L6 (gene RpL6). The transcript is spliced from 5 exons. Gene Ontology annotation, cellular component: cytosolic large ribosomal subunit; ribosome. The record is from RefSeq and is a predicted model, not a curated record. NCBI's taxonomy places the organism in Eukaryota, Metazoa, Arthropoda, Insecta, Coleoptera, Nitidulidae. The coding region runs from base 19 to 810 and encodes 263 amino acids. Gene Ontology annotation, biological process: cytoplasmic translation; ribosomal large subunit assembly. Gene Ontology annotation, molecular function: structural constituent of ribosome; RNA binding.